AGCAACAAUACAACGCCUUGUUCGCUAAGUUCCCCUUUCCAACACGAUCUCUGCAGCGGCGCCUGAAGCGUUCACUAAACAGUCUCCUUUCCUUCUCUUUCCCUUCCCCCCUCGCUCUACUACAAACUCUGAUAAUGAGCCUUCCGACCCUCGAGACGUGCCGCCAGCUGUUCGGCGACGUGUUGCGCGCUGCCGUUGCUGUGCAGAUGCUGGACGCGGAGUCGCACGGGCACUCGCACGCAGACUCGCACGGGCACUCGCACACGGACUCACAUGCGGCCGGCGGUGAUGACGGACAUGGCCACGCGCACGGCGACGGCGACGGUGACGGCGAUCACGGCCACAGUCACGGGGAUCAUGACCACAGUCACGGCGAUCACGGCCACAGCCACGGGUGCGCGAGCAUGGAGGGCGAGUAUGCGCUGGGGCUGCACAUUGCUGCGAUCUUCAUCAUCCUCGCCGCGUCGCUGCUCGGCACGCUGAUCCCGCUGGUGGGCAAGCGCGUGCCUGCGCUGCGUCUGCAUCCGUACGUGUACGCUGUGGGCAAGUCCACCGCGACCGGCGUUGUGCUUGCUGUCGCGAUGAUCCACAUGAUCAACCACGCUGCUGUUGUUUUCGCUGCAGAAUGUGUGCCCGAGAACUUCCGCGAGAUGUACGAGGGGUGGGCGUUCCUGUUUGCGAUGAUCGCUGCGGUGCUGAUGCACGCCGUGGACGGGACCAUUGUAUGGGUAGCGGAGCGCUGGAGCAAGCGUGCCGCUGUGCGCGCCGGUGCGACGGAGCCGUGCAACGACUCGCUGUGCAAGGAGUGCCCUGAGCGCGAGGCGGAGGCCCGGCAGCGUGGCGCCGACAAGCCGGACAGCCGACAGGACAGUGGUGAGGGCGACGAGAUGGCUGCAGUUGUACUGAGCCCCGACGGUGCGGAUGGCAAGCGCGACGUCGACGAGGUGGCGUGCCACGGCCACCAGCACGGUGUGGCGGUGCCGUCGGACAUGCCGCUUGUGCAGCGCGUUGUUGCCGCGAUCUGCAUGGAGUUCGGUGUGACGCUGCACAGCGUGUUCGUGGGCCUUGCACUCGCCGUGUCCAACGGGAGCGACCUGCGCGCACUGAUCAUUGCGCUUGUGUUCCACCAGAUGUUCGAGGGCCUCGCGAUGGGAGCCCGUCUCGCGGAUGCUUCUUUCAAGCUGUCGCUGGAGAUUCUUCUGAUGCUCGUGUUCUCGUUCUCCGCGCCGAUCGGCAUUGCCGCUGGCACCGGCGCCGUGGUUGCGUCGCGCGACGCGUUCUCGGGCCCGUCGUACGCGAUCGUGAGCGCCGUGCUGGACUCGAUCUGCGGCGGCAUCAUGCUGUACAUCGCCUUCAACCUGCUGUUCGUGGACUUCGCGUUCGACAUCUGCACGCACUGCAGCGCUGGCCGCCCUUACGCCAUCAUCAAGCGCAUGGGACUGUACGCGGGUCUGUGGGUUGGCGCCGGCGUGAUGGCCGGGAUCGGUAAGUGGCUGUAG
Molecule: messenger RNA, 1499 nt
Organism: Leptomonas pyrrhocoris
Lineage: Eukaryota; Euglenozoa; Kinetoplastea; Trypanosomatida; Trypanosomatidae
Product: putative zinc transporter
Exons: 1
Coding region: 135-1499 (454 amino acids)
Biological process (GO): zinc ion transmembrane transport
Cellular component (GO): plasma membrane
Molecular function (GO): zinc ion transmembrane transporter activity
Source: RefSeq, a predicted model, not a curated record